AUGCUUCUCCUCCUCUUCUUCCUCCUCCUCCUCGUCUCUGCAGCUCCACCCGCUCUCUCCCUCAACCAGGAAGGCCUCUACCUCCACGGCGCCAAGCUCUCCCUCUCCGACCCCGACUCCUCCCUUGCUGCCUGGGACGAUAGCGGCGACUCCCCCUGCGGCUGGCCGGGCGUCGCCUGCGACCCCGCCUCUGGCUCCGUCACCUCCGUCAACCUCCCCAGCGCCAACCUCACCGGUCCUUUCCCCCUCCUCCUCUGCCGCCUCGCCAACCUCACCUUCCUCUCCCUCUACAACAACUCCAUCACCUCCCUCCCGUCCGGCAUCUCCGCCUGCCGCUCCCUCGUCCACCUCGACCUCGCCCAGAACCUCCUCGUCGGCGGUCUCCCUGCCUCCCUCGCCGACCUGCCAAACCUGGCCUACCUUGAUUUGUCGGGCAACAACUUCUCCGGCGACAUCCCGGCGAGCUUCGGCCGGUUCCAGAGGCUCGAGGUGCUGUCCCUCGUGAACAACCUCCUCGAUGGCACGAUACCAGGCUUUCUCGGCAACAUUAGCUCGCUGAAGAUGCUGAACCUCUCGUACAACCCGUUCACGCCGGGUCGGAUCCCGCCGGAGCUCGGGAACUUGACGAAUCUCGAGGUGCUCUGGCUGACCGAGUGUAGCUUGACCGGGGAGAUUCCGGAGUCGCUCGGGAGGCUCAAGAGACUCACCGAUUUGGACCUCGCCAUCAACUACUUGGAGGGACCCAUACCGAGUUCGCUCGCUGAGUUGGAGAGCGUCAUCCAGAUUGAGCUCUACAAUAACUCCCUGACGGGAAAGUUGCCACCAGGGCUGUCGAAGCUGACCGCAUUGCGGUUUCUCAACGCAUCGACGAACAGGCUGAGUGGCACUAUUCCAGACGAGCUGACUCGGUUGCCUCUCGAGUCGCUCCAGCUCUACCGGAACCAGUUCUCUGGGGAGCUGCCGAUAGGGAGUGGGAGCUUCGAGAAAUUGCUCGAGUUAGACCUCUGCGAUAACAAUCUCUCGGGGCAAAUUCCGUCCGAAAUCGGAAGCCUGACUAAGCUCAAUUACCUCUACUUGAACAACAAUUCGCUCUCCGGCCCGAUCCCAAUAGGGAUUGGGAGCUUGGAGAAUUUGCUCGAUUUAGACCUCUCAAGAAACAAUCUCUCCGGCCAAAUCCCUAGGACAUUGUGGAACCUCAGCAACCUGCAGUUCCUCGUGCUUUUCUCCAACAACCUCACUGGGACUAUUCCUCCAGAGGUCGGGAAUCUCGCGUCGGUGAUCUAUCUCAACGUCGACAUGAACCAGCUUUAUGGAGAGCUCCCUGAGACCAUAUCUCGCCUUGCUAAGUUAAGGGGGAUCUUCUUGCUCAAUAACAAUUUCUCGGGAAGCAUACCACGUGAUUUCGGCAAGUACAGCUCUUCUCUGCGCUACGUUAGCAUUUCCAACAACAGCUUCACCGGAGAACUGCCGCCAGAUUUAUGCAACGGCUUUGCUCUUCGAUUUCUCGAUGUCAGUGGGAAUAACUUCACCGGGCCGCUGCCCAACUGCUUGAAGAAUUGUUCGGGGCUAAUGAGAGUCCGCCUAGACGACAAUCAGUUCACUGCAGAUAUCACGAACGCGUUCGGAGUUUGUCCUGAUCUGGUCUAUGCAAGCCUUAGCAACAAUCGAUUUGUCGGGAAACUCUCGGCACAAUGGGGAGACUGUAUGAAUCUUACGAAUUUGCGGAUCGAUGGUAACAAAAUCUCCGGCCACAUCCCGCCAGAGCUCGGGAAAUUGUCUCAGUUGCGCGUCCUGACAUUAUCCAGCAAUGAAUUGACUGGGAGUAUUCCCGAUGAGAUGGGAGAUCUAGGGGAGCUGUUCGGGCUGAACUUGAGCAACAACCAUUUGGCUGGAGAUAUUCCUUCCUCGUUAGGAAAGUUGACGAAGCUCAAUCAUCUUGAUUUGUCGGAGAACACAUUGAGCGGUAGCAUACCUGACAAGCUAGCGAAUUUCGAGAAUUUACUGAGCUUGAACUUGAGCAACAACAAUCUGUCCGGUAACAUACCAUCCCAGCUCGGGAAGUUGUCCACGCUACAGUUACUCCUAGACCUGAGCCACAAUUCCCUAGCAGGAUCAAUUCCCUCCAAUUUGGCAAAGCUUACUAAACUAGAAAAUCUCAAUCUUUCGCAUAACAAUUUGUCGGGUAUGAUCCCAGCUUCUCUCGAGAGCAUGGAGAGCAUAAGCUCCCUAGACGUAUCGUACAACAAGCUGACGGGUGUGGUUCCUAUUGGUAGGAUCUUCGAACAAGCACCCGAAAGUGCUUUUAUUGGGAAUCCGGGCUUGUGUGGAAACGCGACCGGAUUAUCUCUUUGUGGGAUGAGCAGUAAAUCGACCCAACACAGAAAAAAAGUUCUGGUUGGUGCGAGUGUUGGCGUUUGCUGCUUACUACUUCCAGCGAUUCUAACUUCUGUGAUUCUGGCGCUUCGGCGACGAAACAAGCUUUGCAAUGAAGAGAUCAAGCGUCUUAAAAAGCACGAGCAAUUUGAGCAGAUCAUAUGGGAAAGGGUAGGGAAGUUCACAUUCAGCGACAUUGCCAAAGCCACCGACGAUUUCAGCGAAGAGUACUGCAUCGGAAAAGGCGGGGCCGGGAGCGUUUACAAGGCCGUAUUGGACAGCGGCCAAAUCGUCGCUGUCAAAAAGCUGAACGCAUUGGAAUCGGGCGAAGUCCCUGCGGUCAUCUGCCAGAGUUUCGAGAACGAAAUCCGUGUGUUGACCGAGGUCCGGCACCGCAAUGUGAUCAAGCUCCACGGGUUCUGUUCCAAGAGGGGUUGCAUUUACUUGGUCUAUGAGUUCGUUGAAAGAGGCAGUCUGGCAAAGGCCUUGUAUGGAGGAACGGGAGCUGCUGUACUGGACUGGGGUACAAGGGUGAAGAUUGUUCAAGGCGUGGCUCACGCGGUCGCCUACUUGCAUCACAAUUGCUCACCGCCUAUCGUCCAUCGGGACAUAACGUUGAACAACAUCUUGGUCGAGUCAUACUUCGAGCCUCGGCUCUCGGAUUUCGGGACGGCGAGACUCUUGGAUUCAGACUCGUCGAAUUGGACUGCAGUGGCUGGAUCUUAUGGCUACAUGGCUCCUGAGUUAGCAGUUACAAUGCGGGUGACGGACAAAUGCGACGUGUAUAGCUUUGGAGUAGUGGCGCUAGAGAUUACAAUGGGGAAGCAUCCGGGGGAUCUUCUCUCUUCUCUAUCAAUGACAUUCUCGGAGACCCUAAAUUUGCUGCUGAAAGACGUGCUCGACCCACGUAUUCCUCCUCCGACUGGCCAGCUAGCCAAGAAAGUGAAUAUUCUGCUUCAAGAGAUAUCGAGGAUUUCGUCAGUCGCGGCCCAGAGAAGCAUCGUCCUUCUUUUUGUUGAGCAAGUUCGGCAACCAGAUGAACUUCUCGUCUGGGCUACCUCCUUCAUCUUCCGGAAAGAUGAGCAUGAAGGGUUUGUUGCUGAGGCAAUUAUGGGUUUCGAUGGGAUUGAAGAAAGAUAA
Molecule: messenger RNA, 3513 nt
Organism: Syzygium oleosum
Lineage: Eukaryota; Viridiplantae; Streptophyta; Magnoliopsida; Myrtales; Myrtaceae
Product: probable leucine-rich repeat receptor-like protein kinase At1g35710
Exons: 3
Coding region: 1-3513 (1170 amino acids)
Biological process (GO): protein phosphorylation; hormone-mediated signaling pathway
Cellular component (GO): plasma membrane
Molecular function (GO): protein kinase activity; protein binding; ATP binding
Source: RefSeq, a predicted model, not a curated record